CCUUCACCUAUUAUUCUCAUCUACUUUGUGGUACAUGAUCUCUGCUUGAUGUCAGUGAAAGGAAACAUGAGGCUGUGUACAGAGCUGAGCUAGUUCUAUUUACACAGCUGAAGGUUCCUCACUCACCGCAUUGGCUGGGAAGGCUCGUAUCAUGGCCGCUGUGAACCCCUUGUAUAGACCUCGGGGCCCCUCAUCUCGCAAGACUUCCCUGAAGACAUCUAGGACCCCCCUAUACCGGCUGUCAGGAGCUGAAAUAAGAUGAUCCCGCCCAGCGUCCCAGGAUGAGGGGGGGGGGGGGGUGUAAUUGAAUACAGAGCAGAGGAAGGUGCCUGCUGCAGACUAGGACUCAGGGAUAUGGAGGGCAUAGAUUUGGCAUCAGCUCCGUACACAUACAGGACGUGGGCAGAGCAGCUGCUCCUGUGUGUCACUUGGCACCACCCGCUCUGCCUUAGGCUUCUGCACUCAGGCUUCACUCACCCUCACUCUUCUGGGAAGUGAGUUGCAUUUAGAGGAAUAGACAACCAUGUCCAUCUGGUUUCACCUCCUCAUCCUCUACUCCACGUGGCCCUGCGUGUGGCCCUUUAGGAUCUGUGCCUUUAAUGCCCAGCACUUUGGGGACAAAAAAGUUUCCAGUGAUAACAUCUUUAACAUUGUGGUCAAGAUCGUACAGCGUUGUGACAUCUUUCUGCUCCAGGAGGUGCAUGACCCCAAAGGAAACGUGGUGUCAAAACUCAUGGCUGCCCUCAACAGAGCAGAGGACGUAUUCUUGGCAGUGAGCAGCCCACCCAUCGGGCGCAAGUCCUACACAGAACAAUACGUCUUCAUAUACAGGUCAUUCAGGAUCAGAGUGACGGAUCAGUACAAGUAUGAAGACGAUGAUCCGGCCGCACCUGACGUCUUUGCUCGAGAACCUUACGUAAUUCGCUUUGCUCUGGAGUCCGCAGCUCUGAAGGAUUUGGCUAUAAUCCCACAACACACAGAACCGGAAAAGGCCCACAUUGAACUUGAUGCUCUUUAUGACGUGUUCAUGGAUGUCAGGAGGCGCUGGAGAUGUAAGAACAUCAUUUUAAUGGGAGACUUUAACGCCGGCUGCAAGUACCUGUCUAAGAAGAGGACAAAGUCCCUGCGGUUAUACACAGACCCCGACGUCCACUGGCUGAUCAGUGACCGCACCGACACCACAGUGAAGGAGAGCACCAGCUGCCCCUACGACAGGAUUUUGGUUUAUGGACAGGAAUUGACAAAUUUGGUGGCAUCGGCCGGAAUUUACAAUUUCACGCGGGAGCUGGACCUCAGUGAAGCCGAGGCCCUGAAAGUCAGUGACCAUUACCCGGUGGAGAUGGAUCUGAAUCUGGUUCUGGAUGGCUGUGGGACUCUUCUUCCAUCUCUUACACUCCUUAUUCUCAGUCUCUCAGCCGCCUUCGAUUUAUGGGACUUGCUUUAGGUCAGAAGUGACCGUCCUGCUCCACAAACAACCUGCCUGGUUGGGGCCACACACAGGAACCCUAUUGUAGAUACCAGUGUAAUGUGUCCACAUACAGGAACCCUAUUGUAGAUACCAGUGUAAUGUGGCCACAUACAGGAACUCUAUUAUAGAUACCAGUGUAAUGUGGCCAGACACAGGAACCCUAUUGUAGAUACCAGUGUAAUGUGUCCACAUACAGGAACCCUAUUGUAGAUACCAGUGUAAUGUGGCCACAUACAGGAACUCUAUUAUAGAUACCAGUGUAAUGUGGUCACAUACAGGAACUCUAUUAUAGAUACCAGUGUAAUGUGGCCACAUACAGGAACCCUAUUGUAGAUACCA
Molecule: messenger RNA, 1807 nt
Organism: Hyla sarda
Lineage: Eukaryota; Metazoa; Chordata; Amphibia; Anura; Hylidae
Product: deoxyribonuclease-1-like 1
Exons: 12
Coding region: 524-1444 (306 amino acids)
Biological process (GO): DNA catabolic process
Cellular component (GO): nucleus
Molecular function (GO): DNA nuclease activity
Source: RefSeq, a predicted model, not a curated record